UCCGGCGGCGGCGGCGGCGGCGGCGCCUCCUCCGCCGCCCUCGACCCCGACGACUUCCGCGACGUCUUCGGGGGGCCGCCGCGGACGCUGCUCCUCCGGCGAUUCUCCGGCGAUCUCCGGCCCCCUCCGGCGACGUCGAUCUACGACGAGAUCUUCCGCCCCGCGGCGGAGCGCGGCGGCGGGGCGCCGCGGCGGAUGGCCGGAGAAGGCGGGGGACGGGGGGAACGGGGGAGGAGGCUCCCGGGGUUUCGGAUCCCGGAGAGAGGGGGGAAGUUGAGGACGGAGGAGGGUUUUUACGAUGAUAUAUUCGGAUCCGAUGGGGGAGGAGGAGGGGAAUGGAGGAGGAGGACGAGGUCGAGGUCGCGGUCGAAGAGGUCGUCGGCGGUGAGCUCCGACGAGCUCUCACCUCCUUCGGCGGCGGCGCCCGGAGAAGACGACGCCGUGCUCUCCUUCUUCGCCUCCAAGCUCAGGCCGAUUACGAUUUCUUCGUGGCGGCAUGAGGCCUCUCCGCCGUCGACAAUCUCUGUAGGGGAUCAAAGCAGUGUCAGGAGCUUCACCAUUCCAUUCGCGAAUCGCAAAGAGAACUACACAGCCAGCACAUCCUCCUCUAGAUUCAACCAGCAGCAACUCCGCCCGAGCAGCGUUAACUUUCGAUGCUUCUCGCCUCCCGAAACCAUCAGACGAACCCCCUGGGGCGGCAACUCUGAACUGGACUCUCCUCCCUCGGUGAUCUCUUCAGUUUCGGUCGAUCCAGUAAUGCCGUCGAAAUCUGCGGCGACGGAGAUUGAGAAGGUGGCGGUGAUGGAAAUGGACUGCGACGAAGAUAGUAGUAAUACCAUUCCCGCGGAAAGCUCGUUCUUUAUCGAGAUUGACGCCCACGGGCGGAGAAAAGAAGCCACCGAAGUAGACGAAGCGAUCGCGUGGGCGAAGGAGACGUUCUGGAAUGAGAUGCACAAAAAGGUUAAGGUUGAGAAUGGAAAUGAAAAUUUUCCUGACAUUAAAGAAUAAUGAAGAGAGUUCAGCUGUUGGGGAGCAUUCACUGCAUCUUGAGGUUACAAAAAGGCUUUUCAGAAGCAGUUUGUAAUUUGCCAAAAGUCAGACACUAUAAUUACUUAGAAGCUGGAUUUGGAGUAAGAUAGUGUACAUAGCAAAAUGAAUAGAUGGAUAGGUUGUGAGGUUAGCAUGAAUUUUCCUGCCGAUUUGUUCUGUGGAUGUUUUCUGGUUAUAUUUUGAAUGUAUUACGAUUUCUUUUUGAGUGCAAAACAAAAAGGUUUUGAUUUGCAGCACUUGAUAGGCAAAAUUUUGAGAGAAUAAAGUCCAGAAAUUUUGCA
Molecule: messenger RNA, 1331 nt
Organism: Ananas comosus (pineapple)
Lineage: Eukaryota; Viridiplantae; Streptophyta; Magnoliopsida; Poales; Bromeliaceae
Exons: 2
Source: RefSeq, a predicted model, not a curated record